GGGGCUUCCGGCGCGGGGCUGCCCGGACCCGGGGAGGUCCCCGGCCGACGCGAAGGCCGCAGAGGGGGCGGCCUGCGGGACGAGAUCCCCGUGGCCACCGGGCCGGCUCUAGGGCCGGGCCAUCCAGCGGCCGCUGUUUACCUCUCUCCGUCCCUCCCUGGCGGCCGCGGGACCGCCGGGAGGGCGCGACGCGAUUGGGCGGGCGGCCUGUCAAUCACCGGGGACUUUCCCAGGGGUGGGGCGGCCCGGCCCCUGGCACUUCCUUGUCUUCGACCCUGUCCCCCUGCCCCAGCCGCUGAGCACCGCCGAGCCAGAGCCUGGCCCGGGCCACUACCGUGUCCCUGGACCCCGGGCUGGACGCGGACAGCGCGGCGCUGUCCCCCAGGGCCCCCACCCUCAGCCAGGUGGGCACCACUCCAGGGGCUGAGCCACCCUCAUGGAAGGGAGAGGACCAUACCGGAUCUACGACCCUGGGGGCAGCGUGCCUCCGGGAGAGGCGUCGGCGGCUUUUGAGCGCCUAGUGGAGGAGAAUUCCCGACUGAAGGAAAAAAUGCAAGGGAUAAAGAUGUUAGGGGAGCUUCUGGAAGAGUCUCAGAUGGAAGCAUCCAGGCUGCGGCAGAAGGCAGAGGAGCUGGUCAAGGACGGUGAGCUGCUCCCACCUCUGUCUCCGUCUUUGGCCUCCUUCGACCACCUGGCUGAGCUCACAGAAAAGGAUGCAGACGUCCCAGCACCCCCCGCUGACCCCGCACACCCCAACGAGAAGCCAGAGCCAGUCCAGAAACCUCCAUCCAGCGGCUCCUCCUCUGAAUUUGAAGUGGUCCCCACCGAUGACCAGAAUUCACCACCAGAGAGUGGCAGCCGCACCAGGAACACGAUGGAGCUGGGCCCCCUGCCCCACGAGGACACCAACCUGAUGCUGCACUUGCAGCGCCUGGAAACCACCCUGAGCGUGUGCGCUGAGGAGCCGGACCACAGCCAGCUCUUCACCCACCUGGGCCGCAUGGCCCUCGAGUUCAACCGGCUGGCCUCCAAGGUGCACAAGAAUGAGCAGCGCACCUCCAUCCUGCAGACCCUGUGUGAGCAGCUUCGGAAGGAGAAUGAGGCCCUGAAGGCCAAGCUGGACAAGGGCCUGGAGCAGCGGGAUCAGGCUGCCGAGAGGCUGCGGGAGGAAAACGUGGAGCUCAAGAAGUUGUUGAUGAGCAGCGGCAAAGAGGGCGCCUCCGGGCGGCCAGGCUCGCCAAAGAUGGAAGGCGCGAUCAAGAAGGGGGUGGCCGGACAGCAGCAGGCUAGUGUGACAGCAAGUAAGACCCCAGAGAUGGGGGCCUUGGGUGCAGCUGAGAAGAAGGUGAAGAUGCUGGAGCAGCAGCGCACUGAGCUGCUGGAAGUGAACAAGCAAUGGGACCAGCAUUUCCGGUCCAUGAAGCAGCAGUACGAGCAGAAGAUCACUGAGCUGCGCCAGAAGCUGGCGGACCUGCAGAAGCAGGUGACUGACCUGGAGGCCGAGCGGGAGCAGAAGCAGCGCGACUUUGACCGCAAGCUCCUCCUGGCCAAGUCCAAGAUUGAAAUGGAGGAGACAGACAAGGAGCAGCUGACAGCAGAGGCCAAGGAGCUGCGCCAGAAGGUCAAGUACCUGCAGGAUCAGCUGAGCCCGCUCACCCGGCAGCGGGAGUACCAGGAAAAGGAGAUCCAGCGUCUCAACAAGGCGCUGGAGGAAGCACUGAGCAUCCAGGCCUCCCCAUCAUCUCCAUCGGCUGCAUUUGGGAGCCCGGAAGGAGCCGCAGCCCUCCUGAGGAAACAGGAGCUGGUCACGCAGAACGAAUUGCUGAAACAGCAGGUGAAGAUCUUUGAGGAGGAUUUCCAGAGGGAGCGCAGCGAUCGAGAGCGGAUGAACGAGGAGAAGGAAGAGCUGAAGAAGAAGGUGGAGAAGCUGCAGGCCCAGGUCACCAUGUCAAACGCCCAGCUAAAAGCAUUCAAAGAUGAAGAAAAGGCGAAAGAAGCCCUCAAACAGCAGAAGAGGAAAGCGAAGGCCUCGGCAGAGCGCUACCACGUGGAGCCCCACCCGGAGCACGUCUGCGGGGCCUACCCCUAUAUGUACCCGCCCUUACCAGCCAGGAUGCCACACCACGGCUUUGACGACUGGUCCCAGAUCCGCUACCCCCCACCCCCCAUGGCCAUGGAGCACCCGCCCCCACUCCCCAACUCACGCCUCUUUCAUCUGCCAGAAUACACCUGGCGGCCGGCCUGUGGAGGGAUGCACAAUCAGAGCUCCCAAGUGAUGGACUCGCCCACAGCCAGGCCUACGGAACCAGAGUCCACAAAAAAUGACCGUGAGAGGCCUCAGUGAGACCAGGUUGCGUCACUUGGGCUCCAUCUCCAUCCUGCAGAGCCAGCUGAUCUCAGAUUACUGAAAAACUAGAGGCCACGUGCUCUGUGUGGCCAGGGCCGCAGCCAGACCGGAGGCUGAGACAGAUGGGUGGCCAGCUUGUGCCCUGGCCCUGCCCUGAACUGUUGACGGACUGCAGAGGCUCCACCCGGAAGGCUUCCGUUUGGGCCCCUUGUUUGGAGUGCCCGGGAAAAACUCACUACCCUGCCACCAAGUGAGCGGAGAGAGGCCUCAUCCUGCUUCGACCUGCCAUCCUUUGCGGAAGCCGCCGGGGGACAUCAGUUUCAAGAGUGGGAUGCAGCCGAGACCCCUUCCUUUCAAAACUUCCCCAGAAGUGGUUCCAGCCCCUCUGGGGACCAUGUUCAUUUCAUGUCUGUGUAUACUUUUGCUUUAAGCUCUGUAGUGGCAGGACCUGCCCCACACCCAUCCCUUCCCUUCUAUGAAUGGCUGCGGGAAGAGCAUGUUUGCCUCCGGGAGCAGAAGAGAACAGUCUGCUGCAGAGCCCUCCACCUCUGCCCACCACAGCCUUGCCAGCGCCACUGCAGCCUUGGAUGAAGGCCAUGCCAGCCACAUCCGCUGAGGGGCCCAGCCUGAAGCUGCCAAGCCCUUGGCCCUGCAGCUGGAGGCUUGUGGUGCCAGAGGCCCGGACUAGGGUGUCUGUCCCUGGACAGCUGUUUGCACGAAUCUUGGACAUAAAUCCAAGUUGAUGAUCAACA
This is a messenger RNA of Equus caballus (horse), 3099 nucleotides long. RefSeq names its product TNFAIP3 interacting protein 1 (gene TNIP1). Gene Ontology annotation, biological process: cellular response to lipopolysaccharide; negative regulation of ERK1 and ERK2 cascade; negative regulation of canonical NF-kappaB signal transduction. NCBI's taxonomy places the organism in Eukaryota, Metazoa, Chordata, Mammalia, Perissodactyla, Equidae. The record is from RefSeq and is a predicted model, not a curated record. Gene Ontology annotation, molecular function: mitogen-activated protein kinase binding.